AUGCAGCGCGCUGUCUCCUCCACAUCGUUGAUGCCGACCAGCGCUGGAUCCUCACCCUCGAUGCUCGCAUCCGGCCUUGCCUCCGAUGUGGGCAGCAACGACGGCAAUCACUCUGCCAUGGAUGAAGAAAACGUUUCGAUGCCAGCCACACCACCCGAUGUCGCACACAUAGGCGACCCCCUGCACCUCGUCAACGAUGCUUCUUCAGCAUCUGCCGGUGCCUCGGUCAAUGGCGCUAACCCCACAAAGAAGGCCGAAUUGUUCCUCUCCGUCACUCGGGCCAACCGUCCAAAGCUCGUCCUCUCACCCAUCGACAAGCUCCGAUUCACAGAGCAGAUCGAGGAAAGCAAGAAGAAAUUCGCCGAUGACACCGCCUACUUGCCCAAGUCGACCAAUAUGGGUCUCAGCGACGUCGAUGCUGCAGCGCUUCUUUCGGUCAACCCGUUCAACUUUGCACAAUCCAACACGCAGAAUUGGGAGGAUGACGAUGUCGAUGUCGACUGCGGACGUGUUAACCGUGCAGCAUCGAAACCUGGCAAGACCGUCUUUAUGAAUGCAUUCCCUUGCAUCUUUGUCUCCAACCUUACCAACUCGGUAGCCUUCUAUCAGAAGCUAAUUGGAUUCUCGCCAGUGGGAAAGCCUCAAUCGCACCAAGCAGUCUUGCGACGCGGUCCUGCCGCCCGUCCACCGAGAUCUUCAAAUGUGCAGUAUUCCGCUAUCCCCUCAGCAGCGGAGGAGCAAGGUGUACGCAUCGUGCUGCGAUACUUGCCAGCGGAGUGGAGCGAGCUGAAAGCAGAUGGUACCGGUCCACCGCAGUUGUUGAUUGUGGUCAGCAAUGUGGAUGAGCUGUUCCAGGAGAUCGUGGCUAAGCAGCAACAAUUUAAGCCUACUGGAAGGGAGUACUUCCCCGAAGUCUUCUUAGGCAAGGCUAAAGUCCUUGGUAAGCCGCAGAACAAGCCUUGGGGUACCAGGGAGUUGCAUAUUCUCGACCCAGACGCGAACAAGAUUGUCCUUUAUCAUGAGCUGCAUUAG
Molecule: messenger RNA, 1032 nt
Organism: Ustilago hordei
Lineage: Eukaryota; Fungi; Basidiomycota; Ustilaginomycetes; Ustilaginales; Ustilaginaceae
Exons: 1
Coding region: 1-1032 (343 amino acids)
Source: RefSeq, a predicted model, not a curated record